AUGAAAAAGUCAAGAGAUUUGACUUCAUCGGAUGACCACCCUGAAAGCACCCAGCCAGGUUUGGGCCUGAACGUUUUCAUGGUGGAUUGGAAUGCAUUACCCACGAUUCAGCCCCAUGGAAUUGGAAUUGACGGUAUCUCGGAUAAAGCUGAAGAUAUCAGUAUAUCGGUUGUGGGGUGUAUUGAUCAUCAUGAAGACGAAGGGUUCAUCUCAAAGCAUUCAAUACCCCAAUUGGAGACUGAAACGUUUGCCGAACCACAAUGCAUUCAAACAGGAGUUGGAAGUUGCACGUCCAUAAUUGUGCGUGAACUGCGAAACCGUGGCUGGUGGGAAGGCUGCAACUCUUCAACAAUCGACGGCACUGCGAAGGAAAUCUCUCACGGGGAAACGAGAGAUUCUAAUACUCAAGAUACAGUAUAUGAAUCUCAGGCUGCACAGCUUGCACUAGCAGCAAUAUUAGCAGACACUGCAAACAUGACAGCGGAGAGCAAAGUGUCUGACGUGGAUCGAGAGGCUGUGGCAUUCCUAGAGAAUAAGAUCAACCAGUGCACCUCUAUCAGCUGGGACCGCGAUGCAUUCUACACUUGCAUUAUGAAUGCCAAAUCUUCUAGUGUUGACUUUCUUACGGUUGAUGAAACUUUGGGAAGAGAUUAUAAAGAAUGGGUAGAUCCAGUUCGCCCAGGCCACAAUGUCAAGAUUGGAAUAUGCUCCGUUGUUAAACCACUCUCUUGGCUAUUCGAAAAAUGUGGUUCAGAAAAUCCAGAGAAGAGCUGUAAUGAGGCAGCAUUUUUUAAGUCUUUAGAGGCAUUUUCUCUGGCUAGAGAUCUUGACGUCGUUGCUAUUAUGACUGCUUUCUCGGCACUUCCGGAGGAUGAGUUCCAGCGUGAACUAGUUGUUACUAUUCUGAAUGAUGAAUAUUCAUCCAAGCUUGAGGACUUCAAGAACGUUGCAAUUACCGACUUAGGUAUCGAAGAAGGCCUACUUAACCAGGAGGACAUCAAGGACCUAGGCAAGAUAGCGGGAAAUUCACGGAUAUGGCGACAGUGCGAUGUUACAAAGAGUAGAAAACAAGUGGCCCCAUUGAUGAGAAAGAUAUUUACAGGGGGCAAUUGA
Arthroderma uncinatum is the source of this 1113-nucleotide messenger RNA. RefSeq lists its product as uncharacterized. The record is from RefSeq and is a predicted model, not a curated record. Bases 1 to 1113 code for a protein of 370 amino acids. NCBI's taxonomy places the organism in Eukaryota, Fungi, Ascomycota, Eurotiomycetes, Onygenales, Arthrodermataceae. Gene Ontology annotation, cellular component: cytoplasm. Gene Ontology annotation, molecular function: exopolyphosphatase activity. The transcript has a single exon.